Hypomesus transpacificus is the source of this 3632-nucleotide messenger RNA. Its product is annotated as zinc finger and BTB domain-containing protein 5. Gene Ontology annotation, cellular component: nucleus. Gene Ontology annotation, molecular function: DNA-binding transcription factor activity, RNA polymerase II-specific; protein binding; RNA polymerase II cis-regulatory region sequence-specific DNA binding. The record is from RefSeq and is a predicted model, not a curated record. Lineage: Eukaryota; Metazoa; Chordata; Actinopteri; Osmeriformes; Osmeridae. Gene Ontology annotation, biological process: regulation of transcription by RNA polymerase II. The coding region runs from base 201 to 2438 and encodes 745 amino acids. The transcript has 4 exons.
GUACUGUUGCUAGCUAGCUGGCUAGCAAACUGUCUUGACGGACGCGACCGGGUUUCAGAGAAAGUAACAGUAAGCUUCUCUCUCUUCCUUUCAAUCCUCUCCUUCUUAACAUCUUUCCUUGUCCACAUUAUUCCCCAGGUUAUCAACCGUCCCCCUGUCCUAACCCUUUACGGUGGCCUACAUCCCUCUUCUCCCAAGUCAUGGACUUCCCGGGCCACUUCGACCAGAUCUUCCAGCAGCUCAACUACCAGCGCGUGCAUGGCCAACUGUGUGACUGUGUCAUCGUGGUGGGCAGCCGCCAUUUCAAGGCCCACCGCUCUGUGUUGGCAGCAUGCAGUACCCACUUCAGGGCCCUGUUCACCGUCGCUGAGGGAGACGCCAGCAUGAACAUGAUCCAGCUGGAUAGCGAGGUGGUGACGGCAGAGGCUUUUGCUGCCUUGGUGGACAUGAUGUACACCUCCACUCUGAUGCUAGGUGAGAGUAACGUCAUGGAUAUCCUUUUGGCCGCCUCCCACCUGCACCUCAAUGGUGUGGUCAAGGCCUGCAAGCACUACCUGACCACCCGCACCCUUCCCAUGUCCCCUCCGGCCUCCUCUGACAGGCCGUCCCACCACCACCAACUCCAGACAGACCAGCAGAGGCACAGGCAGCAGCAGGUAGCAGAGUUAGCAGCUAAUGCUAACCAAAAUGGAAAUUCCAACCAGGCGGCUAACGCUGCUAGUUUAGCGGCUAAUGCAGCUAAGUCCAGACUCCAGCGCUCGUUCCUCCUGCAGCAGCUGGGACUGAGCCUGGUGAGCUCAGCCUUGGGUGGCAUGGAAGAGGAUGGGGUCGGGAAUGGGGUGGGAGGUGGUGCGGUUGAGCAGAGGGCUUCCUUUCCCAUUCGCCGCUUUCACAAGCGGAAGCCUUCCUUGGGCCUAUCAGAAGAAAGGCCCAGGCAAAGGCCACGCCCCUCAGUGGAGGGAGGGGUGAGUGGCGAAGGAGAAGAGGCUGGGAUUCUCUCUCCUGAUUCCCACAAGAUGGGGGAAGAGUCCAACCUGGAUGUGACGAUCACCGGCCUUGUAGGAGGUGUGUCCCAAGAUGACCAACAGAUGCCAAGCCAAUCGGAUGGAGGCCACUGCAAUGGCGAGGUGCCUAGACUGCUGCAGGGAGGGGUGGGGAAAGAGGAGUACGUGGAUGGAGGGAAUGGGCCGAUGAAGGUGAAAGAAGGGACAGAGGAGGAGGACGAGGAAGACGGCCGACCGAAGGUGGUGGUGAAGCAGGAGCCCCUGAGCUCCCCGGAGCCAGUGGAUGAGACCAGCGAUGUGACCUCUCAGGCGGAGGGCAGUGGCCUCAGCAACCAACCAGAGUCCAGGAGGCGGGGCGAGGAGAAGGUGGAAGAGGAGCUGAGCCCAGAAAGCAGCGACCGCAGCUUCACCUCCACCUCUGACGCCCAGCCCAGCUCUGUCCUGCUGCAGCCAAGAGAGCAGCAGCUGCUGAAGGCCAGCCUGGGCAGGGGUAGUGGGGGUGGAGGUGGGGGGGUGUUUGGGUGUGGUGAUGGGUUGGAUGGGAAGUCUGGCUUUAGCAUCACUAGCUUCCUCAGUGCCAAGGUGUUCGGAGGGGUAGGGGCUGGGCUGGUUGCAGGGGAUGAUGACCUCCCAAACACAACGACGACCAGCGACAGUGCUGCGCGUCACUUCCUGCUCGGCCCAGAAGCCACCGGGAACUCUGGCUCCGCCUCUUCCUCUCUGCUCCGGCCCUCGUCCAGUAGUCACUUACUUGGAGGCGAAAGUUGCAGGUCCUUCACAGAUGCUGAGUCGCUCUUUCUUCGCCCCCUCCAUGAUGGGCGUGUCAGCCCCAUUGGUGGGGCCGGGGCUGUAGACCCCUUCGCUUUGGACUACCAGCGCUCCAGUCUGGGGCUCCACUCGCUGGUCCGAGCCAGCAGAGGGAGUGCUGGCGCUGCUGCGGCCUCACUCGGUUUCCCUGGCUACCGACGCAUUGCUCCCAAGAUGUCCGCCGGCCUGGGAGGAGAUGGAAGCAUGGGUGGAGGACCAAUAGGCUCUCUCAUCCAAGACGCCUCCUCCACCUCCUCCUCCCUGGGGGGUCCCCUGCUACGCAACGGGACGGGGAUCUACGAGGCGGGAAGCGCCCCCCCUAACAGCUCCCACCCUCCCCAGCUGACGAGGGCCUCGGCAGACGUCCUGUCCAAGUGUAAGAAGGCGCUGUCGGAGCACAACGUCCUGGUCGUGGAGGGGGCCAGGAAGUACGCCUGUAAGAUCUGCUGCAAGACCUUCCUGACGCUGACAGACUGCAAGAAGCACAUCCGCGUCCACACGGGGGAGAAGCCCUAUGCCUGCCUUAAGUGUGGCAAGCGCUUUAGCCAGUCCUCCCACCUCUACAAACACUCCAAGACCACCUGCCUCAGGUGGCAGAACAGCAACAUGCCUGGCGGCAUGCUGUGAGGCCCUCUGCCUGGGGAGGACCCUGCUGUGUAGCGCUGCUGUAGCCCGGAAGCAUACUGUCUGCUUUGGUUUGUGUUGAUCCUCUUCAGGGUGAGGGAGAUUGUCUUAGGGGUAAAAGGUGGAGAGAUCAACAAUAAGGACAUCCACAACAUUGCCACCUUUCCCUAAACAUACAAUGGUUGCUUAGACUGUUAGUCCCCAGUCUUAGUUUUAUUGUCAGAAAUUCCUCUGCAGAAUAUCAAUGUUGUCUAAUUGAGUGUUACUGAGUAUACUUUAAUACUGACAGACUUUCUUGUUGAAGCCUAAUUCAAUUAACAUUCUUCAAGAAACUCACAACAGGGUGCUGAAUCCCCUCUGUCCUAUCAUCAAUUAAGUUCAAAGGAGGGUUUUUGGAUGUUUGAAGUUGCUUUUAGUCUGAGCACCUUUGACUUGAAAAUCAACACUGAUGAAGGCCAUCUUCUUGAAGGAAGAUGUUGCAGUGUGUUGGCCUUUUGUUUCUCUGUUUGAGAAUCGUUUUUUAAUUUGCACCUGGCCUGUGUGUGUGAGUGUAUUGAAACGCACAGCGUUUGUCCUAGUCUAUAGCCUUAUGAAGGAAUAUUCUGUAAGCUGAGAACAUUAUAAAUGUAAAUAUUGCACAUAAAAUGGCUUUAAUCACUUGCCAUUACAAAGAGAAUUAAGCAAAGAAUCUCAAAUUAAUUUGUUGUUGUGUAACAGUUUGGUAAAGCAUUUGCAUAUCGAAUCGCAUUUUUUGUACAUCUAAUGCUUGCUGUACUGUAACAUAGGUAAAACUAGACAAAUCCUUUGCAAUGCGUGGAAAACGUUAUGAAACUUUCCGGGAAGUUAAAGGCAGGAUAGGAAAGUUUUGUGAACCUAGCGAUUGCAAAUGUCCCCACUGUGGGACUAAUAAAGGAUUAUCUUAUCUUAAUUUUUGAUUGAGUUUGAAAGGAUUCAAACCAAAAUAUCCCACCCCUCCCUUAAAAGCCACUCCUCCAGAACACAUGAACAUGCUGCCUGACUACUGCCAUGAGGUUGGUAGACAAACAGACAACUAGUCCAUCCAGUCAUUGCAUUCGGUUCAAAUUCCGUCCAAUCAUUAGUGCCGGUUCAACCUUUAUAAUAGCUAUUAGUCCUGCGAUGCCCACAGAUAUCAGAUUGAUUUCAUUUUACUGUCAAAGCUUGAGAUGAAUUGGUUGC